Messenger RNA from Ostertagia ostertagi, 972 nucleotides. NCBI's taxonomy places the organism in Eukaryota, Metazoa, Nematoda, Chromadorea, Rhabditida, Trichostrongylidae. The record is from the annotation of a GenBank genome assembly.
AUGGAGGGUAUGGAACCUCUAUUUGGUAACGGAGCAGUAGAGCCGAUGGACACGGGAGAGCUACCUCCUCCUCCACCAACUGCAACGCAACUUCUAGAAGAAAAGCGCUAUGCGGAGAAAAGGAAAUUCGGUGUAGUAGAUACGCAAAAGGAAGAGAUGCCCCCAGAACAUGUGCGGAAGAUAAUUCGUGACCAUGGCGAUAUGACAUCCCGUAAAUUCCGACAUGAUAAAAGAGUCUAUCUUGGAGCUUUGAAGUAUAUGCCUCAUGCCGUUCUCAAGCUCUUAGAAAAUAUGCCCAUGCCAUGGGAGCAGAUAAGAGAUGUCAAGGUGCUGUAUCAUAUCACUGGAGCGAUCUCGUUCGUCAAUGAGACCCCUCGUGUCAUAGAGCCUGUCUACUUGGCGCAAUGGGGAACCAUGUGGAUCAUGAUGAGACGAGAAAAGCGAGACCGUCGCCAUUUCAAGCGUAUGCGGUUUCCUCCAUUUGAUGACGAAGAGCCGCCACUCGAUUAUGCAGACAACAUCCUUGAUGUGGAGCCUCUAGAGCCUAUCCAGAUGGAGUUAGAUCCGGAAGAAGAUCAAACUGUUGCUGAAUGGUUUUAUGAUCACAAACCCCUAGCCACUACACGGUUUGUUAAUGGUCCCACAUACAGACGAUGGGCCUUCAGUAUUCCCAUAAUGGCCACACUAUAUCGUCUCGCAAAUCAACUUCUAACUGAUCUAACUGACGACAACUAUUACUAUUUGUUUGACUUGAAGUCAUUUUUCACUGCGAAAGCACUCAACGUGGCAAUUCCCGGUGGACCCAAAUUUGAACCUCUCAUAAAGGAUAUCAAUCUCGACGAAGACUGGAAUGAGUUCAACGACAUCAACAAAGUGAUAAUCAGAGCACCUAUUCGAACAGAAUAUCGCAUUGCCUUCCCGUACAUGUACAAUAACCUCGUGAAUGCUCUGCCAGUACAAGUUUCAUGGUAA